CGGACCCCAGUUUGGUGUUGAUUUUUGUUUUAUUCUAGAUGUCUAUGCAUCCUUUUGACCCCAUAAAUGAAGCUGAAAUAAGUUUGGCAAGGAAGAUUUGUCUAAGUUAUCCUUCCUUUCCAAAAGGGCGUUUUCGUUUUGUCAGUUUUGAUCUGAAGGAGCCCAGCAAAGAAGAAUAUUCACACUGGAAGCAUCAUCAGUUUUCUAUUGCUCGUCAAGUUUUGGUUGGUAUUUUAGAUAACACUUUGCAGACUAUGUAUCAAGCGCUGGUCCACUUAAAAAAACAAGAAGUAGUUUCUUGGAAAUGUAUGGAAGAUGUUCAACCUCGUAUUAUGUUUGAUGAACUAGUGGAGGUGGAGAGAGUUGUGAAGAAGGAUCCAAAAGUUCAAUUUAUUUUGAAAAAGUAUUAUCAUUUUGAUAAUAUGGAUCUUGUUAUAGCGGAUGGUUGGGGUAUUGGAAAUGAUGGAGAGACAUGGGAACAGAGUCGUCGUUUAGUGCAAGUUUUUCUGUGGUGCCGAAUGAAUGCGAAAGAUGAUAAUUUGUAUGCUCAUCCUAUCGAAGGCUUUACACCUAUUGUAGACUUGAACUUAAUGGAAAUUAUCUAUUAUACACUCCACGAGAAGCUGAUAUCUCCCAUUCCGAGAACCCAGUAUCCGUACACUGUUCGCCAACUAGGCGAAGAGAAUUUGCGUGAUAAUUUGAAACCUCUCUCUACUUGCCAACCUAAGGGAGUUAGUUUUCAAGUGGAUGGACAUGUUGUGGAAUGGCAAAACUGGCGACUGCAUAUUGGAUUCAAUGUUCGAGAAGCCUUAGUUUUAAGAGAUGUUGAAUUCUGUGACCAAGGAACUUACAGAAAAGUUCUUCAUCGUGCAUCAUUAGCUGAAAUGUUAGUUCCGUAUGGAGACCCUCGACCACCACAUAAUCGAAAGAUAGCAUUUGAUGUUGGAGAAUAUGGCUUGGGGUUUUGCUGUAACUCUCUGAAGCUUGGUUGUGACUGUUUGGGAGUCAUAACCUAUUUCGAUGCUGUUGUUCAUGAUACACUUGGCAACCCUGUUACAAUAAAGAAUGCCAUAUGUUUACAUGAAGAAGACUCUGGACUAUUAUGGAAGCAUUCGGAUAUUCGUUCUGGAGAUGUAGAAGUUCGAAGAGGAAGGAAGUUAGUAAUUUCUUGCGUGGCA
Galdieria sulphuraria is the source of this 1178-nucleotide messenger RNA. Its product is annotated as primary-amine oxidase. The record is from RefSeq and is a predicted model, not a curated record. Gene Ontology annotation, molecular function: quinone binding; primary methylamine oxidase activity; copper ion binding. The transcript has 3 exons. The annotation marks the transcript as partial. Gene Ontology annotation, biological process: amine metabolic process. Lineage: Eukaryota; Rhodophyta; Bangiophyceae; Galdieriales; Galdieriaceae.